AUGAUCCGGAUCGCAACUCAGAAACGAGCAGAUGCCAAACGAAACGUUAAAGAACUGGUUGACAUAAUUUUCACCAUAGAAACGCAACACAAGCACUCCCAGGUCGCCUCGGUAUUCAACAAACUCCUAGAAGCCUGGGGGAAAUUACUGGCACUGCUAACGAGCCAACACUAUAGAACAGCACAAAGAUCGAGGGGCUUCUUCUACCUUCACGCCAACAAAGAAGGACGAGUAGAAGCGCGCAUGCUCCGAGGACUGCAAACACAUGCACAAGUCAAUCGGAUUAAGACCAAGGCAGGAAAGACCAAUAUACUACAGGAGGAAAUAGCAUCAGAGUUCCUGACAUUCAACGCUUCCCUCUACAACACCACCCAACUAGGAAAUGCAGGCACUGAGAAUGCUCACAAGCUGGAACGAAACAAUUUCCUAGAGACUUACGUCGCUUACACUCUCCAGGCAGCAGACACAGCGGCACUCAAAGUUCCUAUCACG
Pelobates cultripes (western spadefoot toad) is the source of this 492-nucleotide messenger RNA. The record is from the annotation of a GenBank genome assembly. Lineage: Eukaryota; Metazoa; Chordata; Amphibia; Anura; Pelobatidae.